UUUGUAUGGAAAUGGAGUCGCGUGUUACUCGAUUGCCAUCUCCACUCUCGCUAGCUCCACCUGUGCUGCUCUUAACUGCUCCAAAAACCCUGAUACUGACACUCACUCCUUUCUUCUCCGGCAACAGCAUGGAUCACCACCGUGCCACCAUCACAAUCGAUCACCAAAAACACUCCGACGAAGCUCACCACAAACCCUAACCAACCAGUGAGCACUACUCCAAUUCUGAAAGAAAACACGGUUCAGAAUGAUUGAUACUGAUGAUGGUGAUCAUGCAAGACCAUCAACAACAACAGCAGCAGCAGGAUCCUCCUUCUGCACUGGUGCCACAACUCAACAACCCCCAAUCUUCCUCAACCGCCACCACGCUUAGGUCACCUUCAACCACCGCAACAACCCAGCUUUGUUCCCCUCUUCCUCUCUCUCACCGCCAACCACUGCUCCCUUCAUUUCCGCUCCCAAUCGCGUCUGCGCUUCCCGCCGGGGACCCUGCUCCGCCGGCGGUGUCCCCGCUUGUCAGGGUCCGGCUGUCGGACAUUGCUCCCUAUGAUGGGGCGCCGGCGGGUCCGUAUGUCAGAGCGAUGGAAGCGCUUUCUGCUUCUCUGACGAGGCACAAUGCUGCUUUGAUCGAGCUGGGGAGUGAAGACACUGCUCUCAUGCGCUGCGGCUUGGAAGGUGCCAGGUUGUUUUUCAGGAGCAGGGCUCAUCUUGGUGUUGGGAAGGGAAGCCGCGGGGUUUAUACGUACAGGGCAGGGAGGGCUUUAGAGGAUUGGGAUUCAUCUCCUCCUUGCAUGGCUGAUAUUUUUAGGUGCAUGGGAAAGGUGUCUCGUUCUGCCUUGUGUGCUAUUGCAAGGAUUUUGCGCCUUAGAAGCGAUGUUUUCACCCAAUUGCUUGAUGAUGCUCCGUUGCCUGCUAACGAGGUGUCUUCAUCUGUUCUUGUUGUGACCUACUCACAUGCUUCUUUUCAAAAUGGAGGCGGUAAGCCCACCAUGAAUGGUGAAGUUGAGAAGGGAUUGCUGACAUUGAUAUCUUCUGACACUCCUGGUCUCCAGGUAUGUGACCCUAAUGGGCGCUGGUAUGCAGCAGACAGUGGGUCUGGGCCUGGAGAUCUUUUACUGAUAACAGGCAAGGCGCUUAGCCAUGCUACUGCAGGCCUACGUCCAGCCGCAUCAUAUAGAGCUUCUCCUGAUUAUUUUCCGGGUCCUAAUAGUGGAAGAAGGACUUGUCUUGCAUAUAGACUCAUGCCACAGGGCAAUGCUAUAUUAGACUGUUCUCCAAUUGCGGCAGCAGGCCAUGCUAUUCCUCAUAGCUAUGGUCCAAUAUCUGUAAGCCAAUUUAUGGAUGACCUUGCUGCUGAAGAACUGAUAGACAACAGAUGUGAUAUUGCUGAUGUUGCUCAAAGCAAUGUGAGUAAGGAACCAUCAUUGAGAAGUGUUCUAUCAGAUCCUUUGUCUGGUGCAUUCCUUGAAGAUGCAAUGCUGGUCUCGUGUGGACAUUCUUUUGGUGGUGCCCUGCUGAGGAGAGUCAUUGAAACAUCAAGAUGCACUCUCUGCAAUGUCGAUGUUGAGACUGGUUCUCUGAUCCCUAAUCUCGCUCUGAGAGCUGCAGCUGCUGCUAUCAAGCAUGAGGAUGAUCGAAGGUUAUUUCGUAAUGCUUCUCUUCGAAAGCGGCGUAAAGAAAUGGGUGACCAAAUGGAUACAAUGAGAAGAGUGAACAGGGAAAAUGGAGAAUUUGCUGCUGCUGAUGGUCUCCAGCGGAGAGUACAAUAUCCAUUUUCAGUAAAUGAGAAAGUUAUUAUUAAGGGUAACAGAAGAACACCAGAAAAACUAGUUGGGAAAGAAGCUGUCAUUACUUCCCAGUGUCUCAAUGGCUGGUAUUCGCUCAAGAUUAUUGGAACCGAAGAGAUUGUCCGUCUGCAGUACCGUUCUCUUAGGAAGCUCCCAAACUCACCAACCACGGAGCCAAUCCAAAAUAGCAGCUCUUAAAAUAGAUUUUUUUUAGGUUUUUCCUUCUUUCAUUUUUACACUAGAAGAAAAGGAAACUUUUGUAGUCUUGAUCCUUCAAAUAGAUAAUUUUAGAAUCAUGUUGUGACUGGUCUGGCUCCUUCCAGCUUGUGAUAGAGGUUUUAUGCAAGGAGAAACCCUAUCAACACACUAUAAAUGGACACACUCCAACACACUCAUUAUGAUUGGUUUAUUUUUCAAAAGUCCACACAUUUUUUAAGAAGAGAGAAAUUUGUUGACUUUCCAAAGAACAAUCAAUCACAAUGAGAUUGAACUGUGUCCUUAAAAGUGUUGGUCGCACUCCUCUUAAUGUAACUUUGUAACUUUGUAACUUUUGAUUGUAUCAACGAGAUUAUUUGUGUAAUGUUAGGUCGGCAUAUAUUUUUUUUGUAAAGAAAGCAGGCAAAGAUGGAUUGGAUAGCAUGUAAAUUGUAGUUUGCAAUUACUUGGUUCAUAA
Lotus japonicus is the source of this 2460-nucleotide messenger RNA. RefSeq lists its product as uncharacterized. The coding region runs from base 261 to 1985 and encodes 574 amino acids. The record is from RefSeq and is a predicted model, not a curated record. NCBI's taxonomy places the organism in Eukaryota, Viridiplantae, Streptophyta, Magnoliopsida, Fabales, Fabaceae. The transcript has 12 exons.